Molecule: messenger RNA, 2229 nt
Organism: Cucurbita moschata (crookneck pumpkin)
Lineage: Eukaryota; Viridiplantae; Streptophyta; Magnoliopsida; Cucurbitales; Cucurbitaceae
Product: heparan-alpha-glucosaminide N-acetyltransferase-like
Exons: 13
Coding region: 286-1758 (490 amino acids)
Source: RefSeq, a predicted model, not a curated record
GUAUUAUAUAUUUUUGGUUGUGGUUUCUGGGUUGGUUGGUUCUCUCUCGCAUUCAGUUUGGUUGGAACUAUAAAUAAGCAACUUGGAAGCUUAGGGUCCAAUGGAAGUUGUUGAGAGAGAGAGAAAGAGAGGGAGAGAGAGAUAAAGGGGAAGCAUAGUGUUUUCCCCAAACUGGGAAUCAACGGCUUUCCUUCUCUCUAAAUCAAUCAAUCAAUCAAUCAAUCUCUGCAUCUCCCUCUUCUUCAUCGUCUUCAGUGACUCAGAGUCGUAUGGUGUUGUGUUGUAAUGGCGGGCCGUAAAGACAUGGGCAACUACGAGCCUAUCAAAGGAGCCGACGACUGUGAUCUCCCCAAUGACACUGCUAUUCUCAUUAAUCCCGAUUCCCUCACUCUCAUCUCGCUCUCCAAGCGCUCUAAUCCCACUGAUGAAGAUGUUGAGAUGGCUCUUCGUGAUUCCCAUUCCACAUCUCCUCUUCCUCUUCACAAUGCCACUUCUCUCACUCCUGCCGUUUCCUCCAAAAUCGACGACCCUCAAUUUUCCUCCUCUGCUUCGACCCUUCACCAUCGCCACCGUCUUGUUUCGCUCGAUGUAUUUCGCGGCAUCACUGUUGCGCUAAUGAUAGUGGUGGACUAUGCUGGUGGGGUUAUGCCUGCAAUAAAUCAUUCACCAUGGAAUGGGUUAACACUGGCAGAUCUUGUGAUGCCAUUUUUCCUUUUCAUUGUUGGAGUUUCACUUGCCCUUGCUUACAAGAAAAUUCCAAGCCGAGGCAUUGCAACUCAGAAGGCUGUGUUACGGACGUUGAAGCUUCUGUUCUUAGGCCUCUUUCUUCAAGGUGGGUUUUUCCAUGGCCUAAACACUUUAACUUAUGGAGUGGAUAUACAGCAAAUUAGAUGGAUGGGUAUCUUACAGAGAAUUGCAAUAGCAUAUUUUCUUGCAGCACUGUGUGAGAUAUGGCUAAAGGGCAGUGAUUAUGUGAAUUCAGAAACUGCAUUGCGGAGAAAGUAUCAAUUACAGCUGAUUGUGGCCGUCAUCCUCACCACGUUAUAUCUUGUCCUGUUAUAUGGAAUGUACGUUCCUGAUUGGGAGUAUCAAGUUUCAAGUCAAACUGUCUCCCAUGUGGCUUCUCCAAACAUAUUUUCUGUGAAAUGUGGCACACGCGGUGACACUGGACCAGCCUGCAAUGCUGUGGGAAUGAUAGAUCGUAAGAUAUUUGGUAUUCAACAUCUGUAUAAAAGACCUAUUUAUGCACGGUCUAAGCAAUGCAGCAUUAAUUCACCAGACAAUGGUCCAUUGCCUCCUGAUGCUCCUUCCUGGUGUCAAGCUCCUUUUGAUCCCGAAGGGCUUUUAAGCACAGUGAUGGCUGUUGUAACCUGCUUGGUUGGCUUACAUUAUGGGCACAUCAUUGUCCAUUUCAAAGAUCACCGAGAUAGAAUGCUUCAUUGGAUCAUCCCCUCAUCGUGUCUGAUUGUGCUGGCCAUUGGCUUAGACUUCUUAGGGAUGCAUAUAAAUAAGGUUCUUUAUACGGUUAGUUACAUGAGUGUCACUGCUGGUGCAGCCGGUCUUCUCUUCACCGGGAUAUACUUGAUGGUUGAUGUGUACAGAUGGAGGCGCAUGACUGUGGUGAUGGAGUGGAUGGGAAAGCAUGCAUUGGUUAUAUACACACUCGCAGCCUGCAAUGUGCUGCCUGUGGUUAUCCAAGGCUUCUAUUGGGGGCAGCCUCAGAACAACAUCCUGAGGCUAAUUGGAAUUCCAACGUGAAAGUGGUGUUGUGGAGAAAGAUAGAGAUGUGUUUUGAGAGUCCAAAUGCUCUGCUCUGAUACAAAGGUCUGUCCAUCCUUUGGAAUAUAUAUAUAUUUAUAGGUAAGCCCCCAUGAUGAUGUAUGAUAUCCAUUGGGGUUGAUUGGUAUUUUCUAUUGAAAAAGAGGAAGGAAUAAUAGUAUAGAGGGAUGUAUAUGGCUGCUGGUUCGAUCACUCGUUCAGCUCGUCCGGAAGUGGAGAUUAGUUUAGUUUUUAGUUUAGUUUAGUUGUGUAAAAUAUUUAGAAGGCAUGGAAUGGAAGUUAUAGAUUAUUUGGUUGAAAACUGGGUGGCAUCUUUAGAAGAGAUGAUGGAAUUGAUGAUGAGCUUAUUGUUUCCUCCUCGAUGUAUGCAGCAAAGUUAUACAAUGAUGAGAUGAUAUCAUUGAUUGAUUGAUUGAUUGAUUGAAUGGAUGAUAUUCUCUUCUACUUUUC